Messenger RNA from Solanum dulcamara, 1379 nucleotides. Its product is annotated as probable carbohydrate esterase At4g34215. The record is from RefSeq and is a predicted model, not a curated record. NCBI's taxonomy places the organism in Eukaryota, Viridiplantae, Streptophyta, Magnoliopsida, Solanales, Solanaceae. The transcript is spliced from 2 exons. The coding region runs from base 101 to 1048 and encodes 315 amino acids.
UUGCUUAAAGAAUGGGCCAGUAGGCAGAAACCUCCUCUCACCUUUUCACACUCCACCUUGCCCUUUCUAUAUUCUUUCUUAUGGCCAGAUCACUUGCUUAAUGUCACAAGUUUGCCUCAAUUUCAAGAGAACAAUGAUUCCCUUUCUUUGGUUAAUACUUCUAACACACAUCAGGUGGGUGAAUACAGCAGAUCUAGCAAAUGUUUCAACUUCACAGGUUCAAAACAUAUUCAUAUUAGCCGGACAAAGCAACAUGUCCGGCCGUGGCGGUGUCAUUAAUCAUGGACAAAAUGGCCUGGUUAAUGAGACAUGGGAUGGUGUUAUUCCACCAGAAUGUCAAUCCAACCCAAACAUCCUUAGGCUGAAUGCAGGAUUUCAAUGGGUUGAGGCUCAAGAACCACUUCACCAAGACAUAGAUUUGGGUAAAGUUUGUGGAGUUGGGCCAGGUAUGUCAUUUGCCAAUUCAGUUCUGAAAAGAGAUCCAAGUAUUGGAGUGAUUGGUUUGGUGCCUUGUGCUAUUGGUGGAACAAAUAUCAGUGAGUGGGCUCGUGGGGGUGUUCUGUAUAAUCAUAUGAUAAGGAGAACAGAAGCUGCUUUGCAAGGAGGUGGGAAACUUCAAGCUUUGCUGUGGUACCAAGGUGAGAGUGAUACAGAGACACUUGAGGAUGCCAAAUUGUACAGAUUUAGAUUGAAGAGAUUAUUCAAGAAUGUGCUCCGUGAUCUACAGUCACCUACAUUGCCUGUGAUUCAGGUGGCAUUGGCAUCAUCUAUAGGGUCUUAUAUGGAGCAGGUUAGAAAAGCUCAACUGAGUGUUAAUCUUCCAAAUGUGAGAACUGUUGAUGCCAAAGGACUCCCUGUAGGGAUGGAUUAUGUGCACAUUACCACACUAGCACAAGUCCAUCUUGGUCAGAUGCUGGCUGAUACCUUCCUUCAGACUCAGACUACUCAGGCAGUUCUUCUCCCUAUUCAGACAGAUUCAGUGACUAGUCAUGCCCCCAAAAGUUGCUCAAAUUUUGCUAUGGAUCUUUUACUUAGUCCGUUUCGAUAAUUCAGAGAUCGGAGAUUUAGUCGUGGGAUCAAGAUUAUGCAACCCGUCUAUAUGGUUCAUGAUUGCUUCAAUUCAUUCAAAAAGUCUUAAAACCACAGAUUGGAACCGUACCAAAUCAAGUAAUUUACUGGAGUACAAAGUUUCCGUAGGGUAGAUGAUACUCAAACCUCAGAGAAGGCCAACAUAUAUAUCCCACUUUACAACUUAUACUCUAUUGAUCACUCGUUCAAUUAUUUUCACAAGGCAAAGCCAAAGAUCUAUUUCAUGUUUCAUAAAGCUCAUAUGUAUACCUCACUAGCACACAUAGUGUAUAUAUAUAUAUAUAUAUAUA